Molecule: messenger RNA, 894 nt
Organism: Daphnia magna
Lineage: Eukaryota; Metazoa; Arthropoda; Branchiopoda; Diplostraca; Daphniidae
Gene: Mgstl
Product: microsomal glutathione S-transferase 1
Exons: 4
Coding region: 173-622 (149 amino acids)
Cellular component (GO): membrane
Source: RefSeq, a predicted model, not a curated record
CGACUCUGAGGAAUUUUGAGCGGUCUUAACCCGCGGGCUAGCCAUAGAAUGACCUUCAGAAUGGGGCAAGGUCCCAAAUCCAAGUUUGUUUAGCAUGUAGCGUCUAUGGUCAAUCUGUCAGAUAGGAAAGUGCCGAGUAAGCAACAGAAUACUGCCAACAAUAUCUUUGAGGAUGUCACUGUAUACAUCAGACAAUCCUGUGUUUGCCACUUUCAGCUUCUAUGCUGCAUUAAUGGGAGCGAAGACCCUGUUCAUGGCUUUCCUAACUGCCCGCCAAAGAUAUCGUAAGAUGGCAUUUGCCAACCCAGAAGAUGCAAAAUUAAACAAGGGUAAAACAAAAACUGAUGAUGAUGUAGAACGAGUUCGUCGAGCCCACCUCAAUGAUUUGGAGAAUAUCCUGCCUUUCCUUAGCCUUGCAUUUGUCUACGUUGGCACAGGGCCGACUUUGGGUUGUGCCAAAUUUUUAUUUCGCACAUUCGCCGCUGCAAGAUUCCUCCAUACGUUUGUCUACGCGGUUGUUGUCAUCCCACAGCCAGCUAGAGCUUUGGCAUUCUUUGGUGGAAUGGUUGUAAACCUUUACAUGGCUUAUGCCAUUUUGACGAGUUACGCAUCUGCCCUCUAAAUUGCUUCUCUUAAUUAUGUUGGUUGGUGCUCAGGAAUUGUGCCUCAAUAUAAACGAGAUUAUUUCCAAAUUCCAUACUAUUUUAUACUUCAGUAGUGGUCCAGUUAUAGAACCGCCUAGCUAUGGAACCAACUCGAUUAUCGAACCGAUUUUUCUUUGCCGAGUUUCGGCGCCAUCGUCGGCCGGUUUUUUAACUAGAUCUAUGUUUUGGUGGCAGGAAUAUACUACGUGUUAUGCAGUUUUAAAGGUGCAAAUAAAUAUUUCUACAAUUA